Messenger RNA from Acanthamoeba castellanii str. Neff, 3630 nucleotides. Its product is annotated as SAM domain (Sterile alpha motif) domain containing protein. Lineage: Eukaryota; Discosea; Longamoebia; Acanthamoebidae. The record is from RefSeq and is a predicted model, not a curated record. The transcript is spliced from 5 exons. Bases 1 to 3630 code for a protein of 1209 amino acids. Gene Ontology annotation, molecular function: synaptic receptor adaptor activity; ionotropic glutamate receptor binding.
AUGCGGCGGUUCACCUCGCUCCGCCCGAAGAAGGGGUGGCGAGAGGAGGAGGUGCUCGUGUCGCCCCCCGCCUUCUACGCCUCUACGGACAUGCCCCCGCCCCGCGCUCCGCCGACGCACCACAGCACAACCACCACCAAAAAGAAGCGGCACGCCACCCUCAGCCGGCUCGAACGCUCCCAAACCCUCUCCACCCUCUCCGUCCCCUCGCUGGGGCGUGAGAGCGACGACGAGCACGCGACGCUGCCCACGUUGGCGGCGGCGACGGAGGAAGGCGGGCGGAGGCAUACAGGCGCGUUGGCCUCCUCGCUGCCCACGCGCAAGGCCGGCAACAAGGAGAAGUCGUCGACGGCCGCCAAGAGGCCUUCCAACGGAUUCUUCCACUCGGUGAGCGUACGCAGCAUCGGCGGCAGCAGCGGCGGAUGCGGAUCGGACUCGUCGCUCUCCUCCAACUCGUCGCUCUCCUCGUCCGCCUCCAUCUCCUCCUCCACCGCCCUGUGGGAGGACGCGCCCGGCGAUGGCGACGCCGUGACGCACGGAGCCGCUGUCAUCGCCCGCCUCGUCCGCCUCAAGACCGUCCCCUUCCAAGAGUGGAGUGUGAAGGACGUGUGCAUGUGGCUCGACCUGUUGUGCAUGGGCAUGUACAUACCGGCCUUUCGGCGGAAUGAGGUGACCGGCCAAUACCUCACCCAGAUCGACAAACACGACCUCCGCUCGAUGGGCAUGAAGAGCAUUGGUCACCGCAAGCGGUUCGAGCGACGGCUCAAGAUGCUGGUCGACAGAGAUGAGGGCGCGCUCGAUGAGCCGUCGCUCACGGAGCGAAGGGGCGCCAAAAACUCGUCGGCCCUGUGGAGUAUGAGCUACCAGCAAUCGCAGCAACAGCACCACCAUCACCAACACCAGCCGCACACGAGCUCGCUCAAGAUCCCAUCGUUCUCCAUCUCUUCGUUCUCCAUUGGCGGCGCGUCGAAGAAGGAGCGCGAGGAGAAGGCCAAGCAGAAGCAGAAGCAGCACUCCAACAACAGCAGCGUGUCGAGUCGCGGCUCGGUCGACGAUAGCGCGGUCGGGCUGCUGUCGAGCGAGGGUCAGGCCACGGCCACGCCCAAGCACGGCACCAUCGACAGCCUCAUCGAGACACUGACGUCGACGACCAACCAGGCCGACGCCAAGCAGGUCAUGGAGAAGGUCGUCGGACCUAAAGAUGCGAACGCCGCCACUGCCGGAGUUAAAAACGGGACUGCGAGGCAAGAGCGACGAGGCAGCGUGAGCCUCAUGAUCGAGCGCUGGGAGCUGCUAGGCACGAGCUCGGGCACGGUCCCGACCAAGCUCACCCGCACCACGUCCGACGAUCAGCCCGACCCGCUCUCGAGCCGAGCAACGGCGCUCGACGAUCGUCAGCCGCUCUCGCCCAAGUCCCUCACCAAGCGCAAGUCGCCGCGAGCCUUCAUCCACUAUUUCUCCCUGUCUCGGAGCUAUCGCCCGCACGCCGCCCUGACGACCGAUAGCGCGGCUCCAGGCCACAGGCCAGCGGCGGCAAAGCACGGCGAAAGCGAAUCGAACGUCGGAGGGAAGAAACCGAAGCCAAACGUCGGUGGCGGCGGCGCCGGGGCCGAGCCGCCGGUGGUGCCGAUGCUGGUGAUCUCUCCGGCGGUGCGAGCGCUUCAGAAGGAGGCCCAGCGACGGCGCCGGCUCUCUAUUCCUGUGACUCCGAGGGAGAAGCAGGGCACCCAGAUACUCCUGCGGCUCAACGAGGAGAGGGAAGCGGCCGAGAGACGACAGAUACUCGAGCAACAGCAGCAGCAACAGGAGCAGCCACCAGCGGCGCCGGUCACACCCAAGAGUGCGCGGACCGAGGGUGAGAGCACCGAAGCGAAGUCGAGCGGAGAAAGCCAUGAAGCGUCGCCGAUCGACACGCCGACGGCCGGCGCGAAGAAGACGGUCGAGGUGGAGGUGAAGGCGGAGGAGCAAAUGGAGAGGGUUGAGAGCGGUGCAGUCGAAGCUGAGAUAAUGAAGAGCCCGCUCAAGAAGAAGGAGAAGGUCGAGAGCGGUGCAGUCGAGGCUGAGAUGGAGAGGGUUGAGAGCGGUGCAGUCGAAGCUGAGAUAAUGACGAGCCCGCUCAAGAAGAAGGAGAAGGAGCCUAAGAAAGAGAAGACGUCGCGGAAGCCCCAUAAAAAGGAGGCCAAGAAGAACGAGGACGAAGGAACGCCGACGCUGAGGAAGGCGAGAUCGAAGUCACUCAAGCGGAGCACGGCCAAGGCUCUGGCGUCGUCGAUGGACUCUGCCGCCUCUCCCCCUCCCGACGCCGCUAUCGAACCGAUCGAAAAGAGCGAAGCGGCAAUCGCGGAAAAGCCGAAAGAGCGAAGAACGAAGGGUCGAUCGAAGAGCCUGGGCAAGGGCAGCGGCAAGGAGAUCAAGCGCGAGUUGGUGACCGGCACCACCAAGGAGGACAAGGAGGCCAAGGAGGCCAAGAAGGGCAAGCGACGGACCGCCGGCCUGCUGAACGAUUGGCGGAAGAACCUCAAGACAGGCGAAGAUGGAGGAGACGACGCGGUGGCGACGACGAUAGUGGCCAAGUCGCCGGUGGUGCGAAAGGUCAGGCGGCGAGAGACGCUGGGCUCUCUCGCCGACGGGCAGCGACUCACGGCCGGCAAGGAGGAAAAGAGCGAAGACGGCGGCGAGAAGGUGAGAGCGAAGAAAGCGAAGAAGACAGGCUUCGACGCGACCAUCCACGCUUCCCUCGACCACCAGGCCAUCGGAGCUAUGUGUGGCGACGAAGAGGAGGAGUCGCCCAAGCGAAAGAAGAAGAAGCGAUCGAAGAGCCUGAGCAGGAGCGACGGGAAGGAGAUGAUGAAGAAGAAGGAGCUCCUCAUUGGCACCAAGACUGUCGACCCGAUGGAAAAGCUCAAGCGGGCCAAGGAAAGGCACCACUCCGCCGAGGACCUCAUCCAGGAACACCACUCGGCCAAGCGAAAGAAGAAGAGGAAGUCGAUCGAGCAGAAGCACGGCACGACUUCAUCUUCGACCGACCACAGCGAGCCCACCACCACAGUCACCACCGCCACCACCGACGACGCCAAGCAAGAGAAGAAGAAAAAGAAGAAGGCAACGAAGGCAUCGUCGCCAUCAUCAUCUUCAUCUUCAUCUUCAUCUUCGUCGGCAGCGUCAGCGUCAACUCCCACGGCUAAGUCGAAGAAGCAACACGGCAAGGAGAAGGGAAAGGAGCGGGACAAGGGCGCCCGACUGCGCAAGUCGGGGCAGAACACGCCCGACAAGCGGGAGGCGGCCAAGGUGCGCGAGAAGGCGGAGGACGAGAUGGACGCCUGGUGGUGGCGCAAGCGGGCCGAUCGGGUGAUGAUCAAGUGCUUCUGGGGCGACGAGUUGACGAUCGUCUUCGUGCGCCCCGACAUAAGAUUGCCGCAGCUCAAGCGUCUUCUCCGCAAGCAGUUCCUUCAGCCUCCCCACUGGCGCAUCGAACUCAAGUCGCAUUACAACCUGCAGAGGCGGCUUGUGACGCUGAACAAGACGGCGUACCUACACGCGGCCUUGCAGUACCACGUCCGAACGUCCUACGACCCGAAACACCCAAUGGAACGAGCCGCGAUGAGGCUCUUCCUGCGCGAGGUGUCCUGA